Caenorhabditis briggsae is the source of this 2760-nucleotide messenger RNA. Gene Ontology annotation, molecular function: tRNA binding; ribosomal large subunit binding. Gene Ontology annotation, biological process: rescue of stalled cytosolic ribosome; ribosome-associated ubiquitin-dependent protein catabolic process. Lineage: Eukaryota; Metazoa; Nematoda; Chromadorea; Rhabditida; Rhabditidae. The record is from RefSeq and is a predicted model, not a curated record. The transcript is spliced from 9 exons. Gene Ontology annotation, cellular component: RQC complex. Bases 1 to 2760 code for a protein of 919 amino acids.
AUGAAGAAUCGCUUCACUUUGGUGGAUGUGAUUGCGGCGACGACCGAGUUGAAGAAGCUUCAAGGAAUGCGUGUCAACAAUGUGUACGAUAUUGAUAACAAAACGUACCUUAUCAAACUGACCCGUCCCGAUGAGAAGGCUGUGAUUCUGUUCGAAUCGGGUGUUCGACUACAUCAGACAUUCCAUGAUUGGCCCAAAUCACAGACACCCUCUUCGUUUUCAAUGAAACUGAGGAAGCAUAUCAAUCAGAAAAGAUUGACAUCAAUUCGAGUCGUCGGAUUCGAUCGAAUCGUCGAGUUGAUCUUCGGAACCGAGGAUCGUGAGAAUCGUCUCUACGUGGAACUGUAUGAUAGGGGAAAUGUGAUUCUGACGGAUCACGAAAUGACAAUUUUGAAUAUUCUUCGAGUGAGAACUGAUAAGGACACCUCAGUGAGAUGGGCGGUACGAGAGAAGUACACAUGCUCAGGAGACGCAGAACAACAAGAUCCACGUGGAUUCAAGUCUGACGACGUCAUCCGAAGAAUUCAAUCGAUUCCCGACGGGAAGGAUGAGCAAUUGGGACGAAUUCUGUCGGGAUUCACGAAAUGUGGAAAUCCGAUCACCAAGGAGAUUCUGUCGAAAAUCGGACUGAAAUGGGAACAAAAAUUGAACGCCAAAUCGGAUGUGGCUGAAAUUUCAGCCAAAUUUGAAGAGAUAAAAAAAGCGACUGAGGAGAUUUGGGACACUGUUGAGCAUGAUCCCAAAGGAUUCAUUAGUUAUUUGGAGAUUCCUUCGGCCACCUCGUCGACGCCGAUUGAGAUCUAUUCGGAAUUCAAUCCGAUUUCAAUGCCUCUGACAUUGAAACUACAGAAAGAGCUACGGUCGUUUUGUGAAUCAGUUGACGAGUUCUAUUCUCGAAUUGAGACCCAGAAACAAGAACAAAAGGCAGUGAAUAUGGAGAAACAGGCGCUCAAAAAGUUGGAAAAUGUCGAAAAAGAUCAAAAGGAGCGGAUUGAGGCGUUGCAGGUGGGUUGGCUAACCCAAGAACAACGCGAACACAUGGCCAACCGAAUCAUCCUGAAUCAAGAGCUCGUCGAGAAGGCUCUAUUGCUCAUCCGCAGUGCUCUAGCCAAUCAAUUCUCAUGGCAAACGAUCGAGGAAAUGCGGAAAUCAGCCGCAGCGAACGGAGAUCCAGUUGCCAAAUCGAUUGAUUCAUUCAAAUUUGAAAACAACGAGUUUUUCAUGAAACUCGGCGACCCUUAUGAUGAGGAGGCGGAGCUUCUGAAAGUGCCAAUCGAUAUUUCGAUGAACGCGUCGAAAAACGCUCAGAGACACUUUGUGGAUAAGAAAUCGGCAGCCGAAAAGGUCAAGAAAACGGUGGCAUCGUCGGAAAAGGCGAUCAAAAAUGCGCAGGAGAAGGCGAAAUGCACUCUGGAACAAGUGAAAAUCGUAACGGAAGUCAAGAAAUCAAGGAAGACGAUGUGGUUCGAGAAGUUUCGAUGGUUCAUCUCAUCGGAGGGAUAUAUUGUGGUCGCUGGUAGAGAUGCACAGCAGAAUGAGCUGUUGGUUAAGAAAUACCUCCGCCCGAAUGACAUCUACAUGCAUGCGGAUGUCCGUGGUGCCUCAUCAGUGAUCAUUCGGAAUAAAUCAUUUGAGGAAUCGAUGGAAAUCCCACCGAAAACCCUCACAGAAGCCGCCCAGAUGGCUGUUUGCUACUCGAAUGCAUGGGAGGCUACUGUAACUGCAUCCGCGUGGUGGGUGCACCCAUCCCAGGUGACACGUACGGCACCAACCGGCGAGUAUCUACCAUCGGGAAGUUUCAUGAUUCGUGGAAAGAAGAAUUUCAUGCCUCCAAGUCAGCUGGUGAUGGGAUUGGGUAUACUGUUUCGUAUGGAUGAGGAAUCCAUCGAAAGACACGUGGCACUGGAAAAGGAGAAGCGAAAAGAGGAGGAGCCAGCAGCUGAAAAUGCUGAAAAUGAGCCAAAAUUGCCCGAAAAGGAGCCAGAAAUUGCUCCAGAAGACGUGGAAUUCCCGGAUGUUCAAAUUCAGAUUGGAAAAGAGGUCGAAGAGGUGUUCCUAAUCGAUAUUGGACCAAAAAACGCCUCGAAAACCCUGAAAAAUGUCCCGAAAACGGCUGAAAAAUCGACAAAAACGUAUCUGGAGGAGAAGUGUCAAAAAGAGCAAGUGCUCGCGGGUCCAAGCGCGAAAACUCAGAAGCGAAAGCAGCGGAAGGAGAAGAUGGUGAAACAAAAAUAUAAGGAUCAGACGGACGAUGAUUUGGAGCUCCAUAAAGAGCUUCUGAAGCCACAGGGGAAAUUGGGAAAAUUGGAAGAGGAAAACGUGGAAAAACAGGAGAAAAUCCAGGAAAAACCACCGAAAAUUGAGCAUUCCGUGCCGAAAACGGCCCAAAAAGAGGCUGCUCCAAAAGCUGAAAAUCCGGACGAAGAAGAGCCAGAAGAAGAAGAUGAUAAGGAGGCCAACGCCGAGGAGCAGAGCAUUUUGAGCAGUUUGACAGCUCAACCACUCGAUGAGGAUACUCUAUUGUUUGCGGUUCCAGUGGUGGCACCGUAUUCGGCUCUCUCAACAUACAAAUACCGUGUCAAAGUGACACCCGGAAUCGGGAAACGCGGAAAAGCGACGAAGCAGGCGAUCGAGCUGUUUACGCGCCAAAAAACGGACCGACAAGCGGCACUGAUCAAAUCACUACUGUCUGACGACUCUGCGUCUCGCAAUCUUCCAACGAAAAUUCGCAUCUCUGCACCACAACUACAUGCUAAAUAG